Molecule: messenger RNA, 1351 nt
Organism: Colossoma macropomum (tambaqui)
Lineage: Eukaryota; Metazoa; Chordata; Actinopteri; Characiformes; Serrasalmidae
Product: exocyst complex component 3-like
Exons: 7
Coding region: 20-1351 (443 amino acids)
Biological process (GO): exocytosis; exocyst localization
Cellular component (GO): exocyst
Molecular function (GO): SNARE binding
Source: RefSeq, a predicted model, not a curated record
GAAGCAAAAAACAUAAAAAAUGUCAAAGGUUUUGAAAAAACUGAAUCGUAAAUUGAAGAGAAAAAGGGGGACAGGUGAUGAAGACAGCAGGAAACCUUUGGUGAGCAAUGCAACCUUACAGCUCACUGAGCCUGUGGAUGGAGAUUCCAUAACACAAACCUUUCACUGCCUGAACAGUACCGACCAGUCUGGAACAGACCCUGAGAUACAAGCUCAGGAUUCUGAAGAUGAAGGUCAGAGGGUCCUCUCCAUUCUCAGAGAUGUUCUUCUGGGAGAUUUAAGGUCCCAGGAGCUGAAGCAAGCUGCUGAGCAGGUUAAACAGUGGGCGAAAGUGAACGGUAUCACACCUGAGGGAAAAGAGGGCAGCUACUCUCAAAACUGGUUGAGAGAGUAUCUCGACAUAGUAGAAAUGUCUGUAGACAAACACUUUUCCGCUCUGCCACCAGAGGGCUCCAGAGACUCUCAGCUACAGCCAGGGGAAUACCUGAAAUACCUGAGUUUGGUGUGGAGCAAGGUGACUGGCUUAGUUCCUGUUUUAGAGAACUCAAGACUGCUGAGUUACCUGAUUGACAGCUAUAAUCGCCGCCUCUUUGCUGUGUUGGACUUGUUAAUGGAUAGAAGUUCCACAGUGAAAGAGACCUCAAUCCUCCUACAGUGGGUGAAGCAGACAUACUUUAGUCAUUGCUUUACAGGAAGCCCCAACAUCCAGGACCACGUUCUCCGAGUAUCUGACCCUCUGUUACUGACUGGCUGGUUUGAGAAGUCAAAGCAGAAGUUCCUUACACUCCUUCAGGAGCACAUCUCAACUGUGCUGCAGAACAUCCUGCUGUACAGUGAGGCUCCUUGUGAUUGUAGAAAUGAAGAGGAUCUUAUUAAAGUUCAUCUGGAUGUUAUACAGUGUCUGGAUGCUGCUCUUCAGAGUACAAAAUUAAUCAGCGACACCCUGAUAACUGCUGUUCAACGACUUUGCUGUGAUGAACUCCACACCUUUGUAGAGAGGUAUGUGAAUGAUGAGAAGAAACAUCUGGAGGCCCAGAAUUCCAAUGAAACAUAUUCACUCCAUCUCUUCAGGGUAAUUGACACGUGUAAGCACCUCCGGUCGUACACUCUCGACAUUAUGGAUUCAAACAAUAACACAGACUCAUCCACUCUCCUGAUGUUGGAGAACAUGGAGGCCCAAGUUGUAGCCAAUCUACAGCAGUGGAUGGCAGGCCUAGCAGAGCAGAGUGUCAGUGAUGAUGAGCAGAAAAUGUUUCUGCUGAAGAUGAGUGAGAUUUUGGGGUGCAAUGAUAUAAAUGCUCUCAAGCUCAUCUGUGCAGCCCUGUACAGAGACUUCCCUAAAGAGAGGUAA